AGUUGGAAUUUCUCUUCUUCCAAGAAGUCCUUCCUCUGUCUCUUAGACAAGAAGUAACUAGUGUUAGAUUUUGUCUUUGGGAGUCUAGACAUAAACAAAGGCAACCGAUCAAAGAAAGGAAGGCAUAGAUCCAAAAGCCAAACUCUUUAAUAAAGCCAACCCCUUUUUUGCUCUACAUUUUCUCCUUAUAUUUGCAGUUAUUUUUUCUCCCCAUCUUUGCAGUUAUUAUUAUUUAUUUUUUAAAAGAAGAAGAAGAAGAAGAAGAAGAAGAAAGAAAAAUGGCAGUUCCAGUGAUUAAAUUCCCAACCUUGAUGAGGUUGAUUAGGUUAAUGGGGGUGUUAGUAACUGCUUUAGUGUUGACAUGGACUGUUCAUUACAGAGGAGGACUAGCUCUUGUCUCUGCUAACAAAGAUCUCAUCUUCAAUGCACACCCUGUUUUAAUGGUGAUUGGGCUUGUACUCGUGAAUGGUGAAGCCAUGCUAGCCUACAAAACGGUGCCAGGAACAAAAAGCUUCAAAAAAUUAGUUCAUCUGACACUACAAUUCCUCGCAUUUUGUUUAAGCUUGAUUGGCUUUUGGGCUGCUUUGAAAUUCCACAAUGACAAAGGCAUUGACAAUUUUUACAGCCUGCAUUCUUGGCUGGGACUAGCUUGCCUUUUCCUCUUCAGCAUCCAGUGGGCUUCUGGGUUUGUAACCUUUUGGUAUCCAGGAGGUUCAAGAAACAGCAGGGCCACCUUGCUUCCAUGGCAUGUGUUCUCUGGGGUUUAUAUUUAUGCCCUAUCUGUUGCCACUGCUACUACUGGUAUCUUAGAAAAAGUCACUUUCCUCCAAACCAACAACGUGAUAUCACGCUACUCCACUGAAGCUUUGCUGGUGAACUCAUUGGGUAUCUUGAUGAUUGUUCUGGGUGGUUUCGUUGUUCUUGCAUCAGUUUCUUCUCUGAAUAGCAAAGGCGACAUCCCUAGAAAUGCAACAGAGUAGGCACAACAUGUACAUUUCUACAUCUGAUGAUUGAUUAAGUGGUGUAUUCUUAUUGCAUAUGAGUCACAGGUUUAUGAUUUAUUGUUAAAAGAUCAAUGUACCACAAAAAAAAUUCGCUUGGAGUUCUAUUUGUUUGUAUGUUGAACAUUGAGAAAGAAAUUCUGAACUUGGUAUUUUAGCAAA
Molecule: messenger RNA, 1163 nt
Organism: Populus trichocarpa (black cottonwood)
Lineage: Eukaryota; Viridiplantae; Streptophyta; Magnoliopsida; Malpighiales; Salicaceae
Product: transmembrane ascorbate ferrireductase 2
Exons: 4
Coding region: 279-980 (233 amino acids)
Molecular function (GO): oxidoreductase activity
Source: RefSeq, a predicted model, not a curated record